CACUGUAGCCUUUUGUGGAGGACUGCAUGUAUUUGUCUAUUAUUGCUUUUCAGUCUGGAGUAAAAUGUAUCAAGAAAGGCACUUACCAUGAUUAACUGAGUUCCAUAUUAAUCCUACACAUAACUCCAAGUUGUACAUACAUGUAGUGUAUGUAAAAUCAUUGCAAUUGGAGGAGUCGGGGCUGUUAAGGUUAAUGAAAACCUCAGCUAGGCUACCCUUGAACUUUGAAAAGCAAGUUCUCAAACAUGCCCAAACCUUAACUUGACUUUACUAUAACAUUGUUAUUUGGAAGAUUGUUUUGGAAAUGUGACUCACUGUCCCCUAACCAGGGCAGGCAGAAGGCUUAAUUUUAGCUGUUCUCUGAAAACUGACACUAGUAUACAAGUGGACAUAUGCAGGCAUCACAUUGUUCACUGCCCGCCAUCCCACAAAUUACCGUACCAGUCAGUGCCAGAGCUUACCAAAGGUUUCUGCGAGCUGAAUUUGCUCUAUGAAUCACUUUAGGCACUGUAUAGCGUCAGGGGAGGAGACUUGUCAAGUAUCGAAAUUGCCAACAUUGUACCAGCCUGGUGAGCCAGGUUGUAGAAUGGUGGUCCACCAAUACAAGUAUGUUACAUGUAUGUACCUGCAACGAGGGCGCUUCACUUUAUCAAAUACUAUCAAACCUUGUUGAUAAGAGAUCCUGCACCAAUUACAUGUACAUGCCUUGUUUUAACUGGAAACUUGUACUAUCAGGAAUGAAAAUAAUGAAGAACAAAGCGUUGUUUUUAUGUGUUUACGACCGGAAUGUACUGACGGUGCUCUAAUUAAUGAGGUGCAACUAGAUGACAAAGGGGCCUCAAUAGUCACCGAUUCAAGACUGUGGAGAGUGUGUUAACGCUAUGUAUACAAGUAACGAGUGUGAAGCAGAUUCAGUCUUCCAAGUACCAUGCCUGAAGAUUGCAGUCAGCAAAGGGCUUGGGUUUGGUAUCAUCCUUGGAUCCGUCAUGGUGAAACUGCCACAGAUCGUCAAGAUCGUCAUGUCCAAGAGCGGUCACGGCAUCAAUGUGGCAGCAGUGACCUUUGAACUCACGGCCAUCUCGUUUACCUGGGCCUACUCCGUAGCUAAUUCCUUCCCUUUCUCGGCAUGGGGUGAGGCGCUAUUUAUGGCCGUCCAGACUACUACCAUAGCUACCCUCUGCUUCUGGUAUAAGGAGCAGACCCUUCAAGCAAUCCUGUACGUCUCGGGCUACUUGGCCAUCAUGUUGGUCCUGCUAUCUGGCGCCACGCCCCUGAGUAUACUAUCAGCCAUGCAAGCGACCAACAUGCCCAUCGUCGUCCUCAGUAAGCUGAUCCAAGCCCAGACCAACUACAACAAUGGUCACACGGGCCAGCUCUCCGCCGUCACCGUCUUCCUGCUCACCCUGGGCAGCGUGGCACGCAUCUUCACCACCAUCCAGGAGACAGGUGACGCCAUGAUGACGUGGACCUACAUCAUUGCCACCGCCACCAAUGCCCUGGUUGCGUUCCAGGUCCUGUGGUACUGGAAACGAACCGAGGAGUUUGUCAAGAAGCAGCAAGCAAAGACGGAGUAAUAGUGAUGGAUCUCUACCCCUCCCCUCUCCCCCCCUAUCUUCCGAAAUGCUUCCCAAGGCACUGUUUUGCACCUCACUAAGACCAGGGCCAGUCCCAAUUGUAAGGGGUUGGAGAGGGGACGGUCCAUUUUUGGUAGUCCCAACUCCUACAGGGUCAUCCAAAAUGUUGUGUUGGAUUUUGAGGAAUACGGGGUGGUUAGGAUUAGACUACAGAGUCAUCAAAAGAUGGAGUCAAGGUUGGCAAGUCGGGAAUUUGUUGAUUGAUACAGAUUUGGUGUCACUGGAUAUUGAUUUUUUAAGCUCAGUUCUGUUUACAUGAAGGAAUAUGGAGCACUUUUGAUAAAUUAGAGGAGGCAUUUACACUUGGUGAAGUUGGACAUCAGUUUACCUUGACAAUCUUUUUAUUAGAGAACUACAACCGUUAGAAUGGUUGCGACUUUACUGGUAGGUUAAUUAAUUUUUCAUACUGUUUUUGUGGGUGUCAUUGCAACCAUUAAAGUGAUAGUGCGAGAGGAGUGAGUCUAGUGAUUCUUGAGACCUCUGUUCAAGGUGUCUCAAAAAUCCUCAACAACCAAGUUUCUUUAAGAGUGCGGCCAUGUUUUCUGCAUUCCCAAUCGAGAAUACUUUUACCUCUUGGGUGAGCUAAGUUCUGUUUUAUCCAUUGGUCAAGGCAGGGUAAAAUACCAGUUGUUUUAACACCACAGCAUCCUAUCAGCUCAAAAUACAUGGAUGUCAAGAGCUCUUGACUUGAUAUCCUCAACCAUGACAAUUUUGUAUCUGUGGCUGUUUGAUUUUUCGGAGAUAAAUUUGUGCCAAAGUGUCCUCUUUUCCUCGACUUCUGUUUCUCAAAUCUUAUACAAAGUGGCUGCUAGUUUAUCAAACAGCCAUUGAUAAAUAUACAGAUGAUGACGAAAAUAUUCACCUGAGAACAUUCUGCUUGGAAGAUAAUUAAAAUUAUUCUUAGUGGGCAUUGCAAUACUGCCUUUAUUUUAAACAGUUGUUUUUUGAGUAACGAAUAGUUUCCUGAGGUGUUUUUUAUCAGGUGCUGGAUUGAACCCAAUUUGUUGAUCAUAGGGUUUUCAGUCAUAACUAAAUUACAUUAUUUUAAUGUUUUGGGCUGUGGAGAAAAAAACUGUUUUGUGUCUUCUCUGUCGGACACUGUUGCCAUCUUUAGAAGUUGGAAUGCGAUACUUGAACAGGAGAACUGCCACAUGUAUCCACUGAAGAUCUGGAGACCGGGUUAAAAGCACGG
Molecule: messenger RNA, 2826 nt
Organism: Acanthaster planci (crown-of-thorns starfish)
Lineage: Eukaryota; Metazoa; Echinodermata; Asteroidea; Valvatida; Acanthasteridae
Gene: mpdu1
Product: mannose-P-dolichol utilization defect 1
Biological process (GO): oligosaccharide biosynthetic process
Source: RefSeq, a predicted model, not a curated record